AUGGCUCCAGGCGACUCACAGACGCUGCAUCCUAAGUCGAAGUCUGCGGUGCCGUCGUACCUUCUGAACGGGACUUCUUCGGUGCGCAUGCCGAGCAGCAGUCGGGAGCGAGAGAGCCUGAACCACUCGAUCAAGUCGUCGUUUGAACGGAAACACGCCCUGGGGCCGGAGGAGCUCAGAGACGCGGCUACUAUAGGGGAUGCUACGUCGAAUACAAACGCUCCGGCUUCCGGCACUGACGAGAACCAGGUCAAUGGCGAGGAGACGAAGCCCAACGGACUGAAGAUGGUGACCGAUGUGGCCUCGCAGCCGCAGCAGCAGAAACGCAGCGUGAGCAACCAUUCUAGAGACCAGAUAUCGCCUCCGUCGACUGCUGUCAGUCGCCCUGCCAGUCCAUAUACGUUGAAUCCACCGAUAGACUUUGACGGACUCAGCUGGCCUAAUCCGGAGCGGGAAGGACUGCUCGAGACGCCAGAGCGAUAUGCCAAAGCUCUGAUGUUUUUCACCAAGGGGUACGAAGAAAAUGUACGAGAUCUGGUCAAUGGUGCAGUAUUCCAUGAGGAUCACGAUGAGCUUGUGAUUGUCAAGGACAUCGAGGUGUUUUCCUUGUGCGAGCACCAUAUGGUCCCUUUCUCUGGAAAGAUGCACAUUGGCUACAUUCCAGACCGCCGAGUUCUCGGUCUUUCGAAACUGGCUCGUCUUGCAGAAAUGUUCUCUCGUCGGCUUCAGGUUCAAGAACGACUAACAAAGCAAGUCGCUCUCGCCAUUGUUGAGGUUCUCAAGCCCCAGGGCGUUGCCGUAGUCAUGGAGUCAAGCCAUCUCUGCAUGGUCAUGCGUGGUGUCCAAAAGACGGGCAGUACUACCACUACCAGCUGCAUGCUUGGUUGCAUGAGGUCAAGCGCAAAGACCAAGGAAGAGUUCCUCAGCCUGUUGAACAGGAGAUAA
This is a messenger RNA of Trichophyton verrucosum HKI 0517, 945 nucleotides long. RefSeq names its product GTP cyclohydrolase I, putative. Gene Ontology annotation, biological process: tetrahydrofolate biosynthetic process; tetrahydrobiopterin biosynthetic process. The record is from RefSeq and is a predicted model, not a curated record. Bases 1 to 945 code for a protein of 314 amino acids. Gene Ontology annotation, molecular function: GTP binding; GTP cyclohydrolase I activity; zinc ion binding. Gene Ontology annotation, cellular component: cytoplasm. The transcript is spliced from 3 exons. NCBI's taxonomy places the organism in Eukaryota, Fungi, Ascomycota, Eurotiomycetes, Onygenales, Arthrodermataceae.